AUGCGAACAUCGUACUGGUUACCUAGAAACGCAAGAAUGAAAGAUAUGAGCGCUAGCGAGAUGUUCUGGAAGCAGCUGCGUGAACAUAUCGAAAACUAUGGCGCAACCAUGGUGGCUGGUCUUCUUAUCGGCUACUUUCUCCACUACAUUAUGAACGUAAGACCAUUGAAGCAAAGGAUUCACGUGGACAAAUUGGAACAGUCUGAAGAUGACGAGGAGAUGAAAGCGGACAACACUGAAUCCCUCAAGCCAGAAGAGAAAGAGGAGAAACAAGUGGGAGUCGUUAAAGGAAUGAUCAACACUGAAGUUCUAGAGUCGCUUCGCAGAAGACCUCCCCCAGAAAGACCUAGAAGCGCUCUUCCUGAAUUCAAAACAAUUCCGGAAAACAAACCACUUUUUGAGGAUCGUAUGCAGGAUAGUACUAGUUCAGACGUUGAAGACAAUGACGACCUUAAUGGCUCACUUUCGGAUCGAGAUCUGUUGCACACACUUGGAACGCUUCAUGGUAAACUUGCCACUGCACAACUAAGGGCCAGAACGAGAAAGAUGCAAGCUGAUAUGACAGCAGAAGAGAGAGAUGAUGUAAGUUUAUGCUUAGCGCAUAAUUUUGUGUUUGGCUUCCUUUAG
Molecule: messenger RNA, 627 nt
Organism: Strongylus vulgaris
Lineage: Eukaryota; Metazoa; Nematoda; Chromadorea; Rhabditida; Strongylidae
Source: the annotation of a GenBank genome assembly